Molecule: messenger RNA, 1226 nt
Organism: Glycine soja
Lineage: Eukaryota; Viridiplantae; Streptophyta; Magnoliopsida; Fabales; Fabaceae
Product: probable F-actin-capping protein subunit beta
Exons: 8
Coding region: 122-895 (257 amino acids)
Biological process (GO): actin cytoskeleton organization; cell morphogenesis; barbed-end actin filament capping
Cellular component (GO): F-actin capping protein complex; cytoplasm
Molecular function (GO): actin filament binding
Source: RefSeq, a predicted model, not a curated record
GGGGUGGAGGGAAAUUGGGAUAAAAAAAGAAGAAGAAAGCAAAACAAACUUAAAAUGUGUAGACAGAAAUUGUUGUCCCUGACUGGCGUGGGCGUCUGUGUAUGAAUGUGUUUGUGAGAAAAUGGAAGCUGCGAUGGGACUGAUGCGGAGGAUUCCUCCGAAACACACAGAAACAGCUCUGUCAGCGCUUCUGAGCCUUAUGCCUGACAACUCCUCCGAUCUCCUCUCUCAAGUCGAUCAGCCCCUCCAGGUUCUGUGCGAUGUGGAAUGCGGCAAGGAGUUCAUUUUGUGCGAAUACAAUAGAGAUGCCGACUCUUACAGAUCACCUUGGUCCAAUAAAUACCAUCCACCAUUAGAAGAUGGGUCCCUCCCUUCUUCAGAGUUGCGGAAGCUUGAAAUUGAAGCAAAUGACAUAUUUGCAAUAUAUCGUGACCAGUAUUAUGAAGGUGGCAUUUCAUCAGUUUACAUGUGGGAAGAUGAUAAUGAAGGUUUCGUAGCCUGCUUUUUAAUAAAGAAAGAUGGCUCAAAGACAGGGCAGGGCCGACGGGGAUAUUUAGAGGAAGGUGCAUGGGAUGCUAUACAUGUUAUAGAGGUGGGACCAGAGGAAGAAGAAAACACCAAUUAUCGUUUAACCAGUACAGUUAUGCUGACUCUGACUACAAAUAAUGAGUCAUCCGGAACUUUCAGUUUAUCUGGUUCAAUUAGGCGUCAGAUGAGUAUGAAGCUAUCAGUUGCUGAUGGGCAUCUUUGUAACAUGGGAAGGAUGAUUGAAGAAAUGGAGAGUAAGCUGAGGAACUCACUAGAUCAGGUAUACUUUGGGAAAACAAGAGAAAUGGUUUGCACACUGAGACCACCAUCUGAAGUGGCACAGUUGAGAAUGCCUGAUAGCGCCUGAGAGCUGAUGUGCCGUUACUUGGUGUAGCAGAGAGAAAUUUACUUUGUUUUAGCGUAUUGGCUGGUAACUUGUGUCACAGUAUUUGAAGGUAGGUAGUUUCACAACGGUUGGUGUUUCUGGUGGGUGGCCAUGGUUCUACAGAGGUAGUUCUUUUUGUUAUUUGAGUGUCAAUUGUUGUUUUCUGUAGUGGAUAAGCAUCAUGUUUGUUGUUGAUACUUGACUGAUGAUUCAACAAAACAGUGAAAUUCUAAAACUGGUGCCUAGGAGAAUGCUUGACAUGAUACCCUUGUGUGGAAAUGAAUCAAAUGAUAUCUCGUGCCAUUACAACUUA